GGCACGGCAAGUGGGUCAUUCCCGACGCCGAGCUGCGCGAGGGCGUCGAGCUCGCCGUGGCGCAGAUGGUGGUGCCCGCCUACCGCAGCUUCAUCCAGACCUUCCGCAGCCUGCUCGACCCCGGCUCGACCGUCGGCUCGCGCCACAUCAAGUACUCGCCCGAGGAUCUAGAGCGCAUUUUAGACGAUUUGUUCCAAGUUAGAAGAGCUCAGGAUAGUAAACCGCGCAACGGAACGACUGGUAAUUCUCACCCCGAUGAUCCGAAUGGAAAUGCUUCGCGAUGACCUCUGGCUUCUGUGUCUGUUUCUGUCUCGAUUUUUGCCGCAAUUCUCCUCUGCUGCUCCUCUUCCUCCUUCCUCUUCUCAUUUUGCCUUUGGUGCAUGGCGCGGUCCGAUGAGAGACCGAGUGACCGCAUGAAUGGAUCCCGUGUUUCGAUGCGUCGCUGGGUUUGAGUUGUGCUUUGCUUGGCAGCUUGAUCCCGGACAUGGUUCCGGGUCCCUUGUAUGAUGGUGAUGAUGAUUUCGUGCUUUGGCUUAAGUCACUUUUUUGUGAGAAUUGUCGGUGUCAUUUUAAAUCUUGGAAGGAGGUUUGCAAGCACAUUGCGACUGACAUCAUUUCAUCCGGUUGGCUGGUUGGCUGGCCGCCCUUGGAUUGCACUCGAUGAGCACGUUCUUGAAAGUCCAGCGCUUUGUGUCUUGCUCUUGUUUCUCUGUUAUCUGUAAGUAUGUUGCUUCGUCCUACCAGGACACGUGGUCUAAGGCCGCAGGCAGAUUCAGUCAAUGAUAACCCGUCCACUCUGAAAGUGGUUCAGUUCUGAUUUUAAACACUAAAUUUUAUCACCACAGACGGCAACCUUGGGGACGGAUGAUGAUGAUGAGGAUGAUGAAGGGUGCAGACGCACACACGAAUACAAGGAGCACAUCAAGUUCAAGAAACAACAUGCUUUGAAGAGACUUAAUUUGUGGGUCUUCGUCUCUGGCUACAUACAAGAUUUAUUUCUGCUUAGAGGGUAGCCUCCCGUCAACUAAAUGAUGGCGAAGCUGCUGAUUAGAAUCGUUACGUUAAUCAAUGGUGUUGACCGAAAGCUCCUGUGUUUUCUGCCUGAUGCGAGAGGUCGAGUCGAAUGAACGCUACCCAGGUGUUUGUAAUUAUGACAUUAGAGUUAGUUGACUGCCAGUGUAUAGAGACCUCAUUAAUUGUGAGAAGAAGAAUGUAUUGGGUCAUUUGUCAAUCAAAUACACAGGACAGGUAUAGCAAGUACGGCAUGGGAGGAGAGCUUCACAGUUGUUCACUUUGACUGGAAUACCCUUCUAGGCUGUAGGUAGAUAGAUACUUGCAGGAAAAGUACAUCGGUUCAAGGUAGGUCAGUGUGGGCACUGUACAAUAUAAAUUAUAGCAUCUUUUCUCCAUCCAUUCUCUAAUUUCUCAGGGGAGAGAACAUGCUCUAGUUUGGAGACGUUCAUGAUCCGAUUUACACUUAAACCCAGGCCAUUUUAGAGAGCUGCUAGAAGCUCUGCAAUCCUAACAACCUAACUCGCACAUUUCACCACACGUUGGAUCUUGUAGAUUUUGUACUUCUUUAUUUGGUAUGAAUCAGGUUCAAAUAUUGGAAAUUAACGGUUGUUCACUCACUUCGUAUACUUUACACACUGGAGCCAUAGGUUCACAAGUGCGCAGGCGCACUUGUGAACCUACACUUGUUUUAUGAACAUAACAGAUUGUUCCUAUCCUUGGUCUACCCGGAAGAGUCCUUAUCUGAGACCAGUGACAGUUUUCGCUUUUGUUGCUGGCAUGCAUUGAGUAGUGUAAAUAUAUGACGAAUUGAAGGUGGGGCUAGCAUGACAUGAUGGCUUGACUGAAGAAGUUGCUGAAGCGAUUUGAUUCGAGCUAGGAAGGAAGGCGGGCGGGCGGGCAAGUGUAUACGUAUCAAUGUAGCAUACUGUCAUUUGGACGAAUCCACGCGCUGCACUUCUGCAUCCAUGACUGAUGAGUAAACACGGAUGAGACCACUCUCCUACAGACGUCACAGGUGGUUUGGGUGGGCAAUCCACACAAGCAAAGACAGGUCAUAUUCAGGGCUACUGACUGACAUUUGUGGGUAUGGAGGAGCUCAGGCACAAAUACAUCAAUACUCGGACUCAAACUUUCUUAAAGUCAGUUGCAAGACAGCACGACUUUCUUUCAGGUCACUUGCAAGACAGGAAAGACUGGGUAGUAUGCAUAUACAGAUGUUACAUUAAAACUUAGAGGAAUCUGGAACUGUGCCGUAGAUUGUAAAUUACGAUUUAUGGAGUGGGGAUUUGGAACCUACUUAAACAUUUUUUGUGUUCAAUUCCAUUGGCCAAAGUUUUUUUUGGCGUUAAGCUGGUGAGCUCUUCGCUGACAAGGUUUUAGUUUCCAAUUAUUUGAAGAGUGUAAAAUAGGUAGCAGAUUUUGAUUCUUAUCUUCAAAGCUGAGAGUUCAAACUGAAAGUGUAUACGCGAGGAAUAUGUUGAUACCGUGUAGCGUUUGUCUCGCCGGACAUGGUCGAAUGGCUGACGCAGAGUCUGGAAAGAGCGUGCUUACAUCGGCAGCCUUUACACGCAUCACUGGUUUUACGAUUUGUUUCUGUGAGUCAGGAGAAUGGAGAUUAUUUACAUUUACGAUUGUUUCUGCCCAAUCAAUGCAAGAGAUCUGCUCAAACCACUCAAGUCCUUUCCUUCAUAGUUUGACGACGAGCAGGAGGGACUUGAGGCUUGGCACUGGGAGUUUCACGAAACGCUUUGAGGAGUUGAUUGAGAAAUAUCUUGCUGAGAAUCUUGACUAAGACGAGUAUGACUGUUUCCUACCAGUCAAAAGGCAGAAUUUUCGCGGCGUCAUCGCAAAGUCCAAAUGGAUGCGUAGACUGUUUGCUUGCUACUGAAGAACAGCGCACAGCAUCAACGACGGAGUUCCGAACUUCCGCAGUGAAGGACGAAUGGACAGUUCUCCUUCGUACGAACGAAACGGUAGGACGUUUGGCACCAUGGUCUAUGAUCAUGGUGGAACUUGCUCAGCUAAGCGCCCACUGUAAGCGAGCGACAAGCCAAUUCUGGAGCAUGACGAUCAUUUCGUUCGUCAAUUUCAGUAACCAACACCAGUUGCGAAUUUACGCUCUGGCUCGGAAACUUGUCUCGAAAGUGAUACAAAUCUGUCGAAAAAAUGUUAUGUGGCGCGUAUCAAAAUAAAUGAAAAUUGGUCUUAGCUUCA
Messenger RNA from Marchantia polymorpha subsp. ruderalis, 3228 nucleotides. The record is from the annotation of a GenBank genome assembly. NCBI's taxonomy places the organism in Eukaryota, Viridiplantae, Streptophyta, Marchantiopsida, Marchantiales, Marchantiaceae.